Drosophila obscura is the source of this 983-nucleotide messenger RNA. RefSeq lists its product as uncharacterized. Lineage: Eukaryota; Metazoa; Arthropoda; Insecta; Diptera; Drosophilidae. The record is from RefSeq and is a predicted model, not a curated record. The coding region runs from base 109 to 906 and encodes 265 amino acids. The transcript has a single exon.
AGCAGGGAUUUUCCUGUCAAUUUGCUGACAUUUUAAACUCGCUAAAAAAAAAAUUUAAAUUAAUUGCAAAUUCCCAGUAAAAAGGACACUUUUUGACAGCGCCAAACAAUGAAGAAGCGAAGAGAAACCAAUGAAGCCAUGGGCAGUAGAACAAACCUGAACGUGGGCGAUGGACCCGCCGCGCCUGUGGUAACGUUGUCCGCGGAAAACAUCACGGAGAAGCCGGCGCCCUCGUGGGUGGAAUGGGUGGAGAGGAACUCCAAGCCGCUGGUGCGCAAGCGGCACAAGGAGGAGCGCGAGCCGACCAAGUGGCAGAAGAAGGGGCCCAUGAAGAAGAAGGACUGGAAGAAGUUCUUCCGUUGGGCAGAGACGCGAGCCACGCCACAGGAGCGCAAGUUCAAGGAGCAGGAGUUGUUUCAACCAAGCGGCAGGGCCGCAGAGAGUCCGGACGAUUACGAUCAGGCCGACAAGCUCGAGGAACUGGCAAAGCCACGCAUUGUUAACAAGAAGCACCAGUUCCACGAUGACGAGCCGACCUAUUCCCCUGUCAUCGUUUUGGGACAGCCGCCCCAUCGGGACAAGGGACGUCCCUUCCAGCCUCCCUACGUGCCCUGCUGCUUCGUCCACGACGAAGUCGAGGCCAGCUUCUGGUCCCAGCUGCGCUUCCCCAUUCGCAAGGAAGCCCUUCGGGGCAUUGCCACACCGCGCAUCAUCAAUCUGGCCAAGCCGCGCACCCUGCCCAUCCACCCACAUUGCCCCAUUCCACCGCGCACACUCGAUCCGCUGGACGUGCCACCACCGAAGCGCAAAAAGUUCACGGCACAGGGCUGGCGCCUCCACCAGAUACGCCUGAUAUAUCUGUCCAAACCCACACACAGGGGGCACUACCAGUACUUUUAUAUUUGAGAAGUAGUACAUGUCUGUACCUCCCAUUUGGGUCGUGUCAUUUCUUUAGUUCGGAUUGGAUUAAAAUUUGAAGUGUG